Molecule: messenger RNA, 5440 nt
Organism: Bactrocera latifrons
Lineage: Eukaryota; Metazoa; Arthropoda; Insecta; Diptera; Tephritidae
Gene: FAM21
Product: WASH complex subunit FAM21 homolog
Exons: 6
Coding region: 96-5228 (1710 amino acids)
Source: RefSeq, a predicted model, not a curated record
AUGCUCUGUACUUGUUUUUGUUAAGUUAAUUUAAUUAAUURGCCAAUAAUCUUAAACUAAUGUUAGUGAGUUGAUAAAGUGAAAACAAAAAUAUAAUGGAGGAAAACGCAAAAGCUGACAAAAUUAUAUCACAGGCAACACAAUGGAGUUUCGAAGGCGAUUGCUCCUUGCUCGMUUGGAUGCAAGAACUUUCACAGCAUAUAGAACAAAGAGCCACAACAACCAAUGAUGCACUGCAGCAAUUAAACAAAAAUGUUAAACGCACUGCAAUAGCGUUGGAUAAUGCGGCUAAUAGUUUAACUGCGCUACAGUAUACGCAAUUUGUGGAGAGCCGCUGCCAUGAUGACGACGAGACACAAMCCACUACAAAGGAAGUGGAAGCGGUAGCUGCGGCAACAUCUAGUGCAAAAACAAAGUCGCCCAAAGAGGUGCUCGAAACCUUUCUGCAGAAAAAUCUACAAAUGUUACACAGCUGUCAUGAAAAGUAUGCGCUCGAUUUUGAAGACUCCGAUGAAGAUGACAACACAAACACUAAUAACUACAUAUAUCAACCGAAGAAUCCCUAUAAUGAUGCUUUGCUGCCGCAUAUUUAUGGCAGUAAAUUAUGGAAGGAACACUGGCAUGUAGGACUUUGCGAUGGYUCUAACGAGUACUCGGGCGACGAAGCAUCCGAUGCAUUCUCCGAAUCCUCAAGUUCCUCAGUUGCCGAUAAUGAAUCAUAUGAGAGCAAUACAGGAAAUCUCUCCGAAUGGGCUUCGAGCACUUCCAUACCAAUUGAACAUAAACAYCCCGCUUUGAUGGUGGCUCAAAAAGAGCAUGCUUUACCUGCAGCUGCUGCUGUGCGAAACAAGCAUAUUCCAAGUACACAACAUUUGCAGAGCAAUGAUGACAGCGAUACCUGCUCCACAACGUCUCGAAGUACCACAACGAAUAAGCCACUUAGARGGCGCGAGCACGAUUUAUUUGCUGCUUUACGCCAUGAUACGCCAAUCACCAGUACAUCCACUUCGUCCUCGCCACAACAACAUAUUGCUGCCGUAACGCAAGCCCAACGCACCGCAGUGCCGAAAUCCUCAACGAUAACACCAUUUUUUGAUACCACACCGCCUACAGAUAUUUUCGCGRAUGCGGCAGCGCAGCCACAACCUAACAGCCGUGCGGAAAAUGAAGCAAUCCAACAAAAAUCAACUGYCGGUCAAAUUAAGCGUAAACCUGUGAAUUUAUUCGAUGAUGAUGAUUUCAAYUCAUUCAUGACGGAAGUCGUAGAUAAGGCGCAAACAAARAUUGAACCAGAACAAAAGCAAGCAACACAAUUACCCGUUCCGGCCAGUAGAAGUUUGCCCUCUAGAAGWGCGGACGAUUUGCCACCCGCCCGAACCGUAGACUUAUUUGCCGAACCACCAAGCCUUAAAACACCAGCAACAAAUCAAGUAACCGCGCCAAUAGAAAUUGAAAAACCAAAGGAAACCAUAACUCGAAAACCAGUUAAUCUGUUCGACAGUCCCGAAGGUAGUCCACAAGAUGAUGCGCUCUUCACGACCAACGAUAAAAAGGUUGAGCGGAGUAUUGAAAAGACGAAAGACGWAAUAGCUCCUGCCGUUGCGAAGCCUAGUAUCACUGCUAAGUCGCUGUUUGACGAUGACGACGAUGAUGAUGAUUUCCUAAAUGUGUUUGGCGCUAAGAAGUUAAAUCUGCCGCAGCGUUCGACGGGCAAAACGCUGCUUUUCGACGACGAUAAUGACGAAGUAACACGCCCACCCACAAAUACUCGAACAACAAGCAACCUAUUCGAUUACACACCAACUGCCGAUGAUUUUACGCCCACUACGGAAAUAUUUAAACAAAACAACAACAAUAACAACAAAACGCGCGAUAGCUCCACAGUUAACAGUAUUAUUGGUAGUGCGCCGCCCCAAAAUGCAAAAGCAAGAACUGUAGAAAAAGCUUCAACAAACGCUACCACAACAACAACAACUGCAACAUCUUCGAAUACGAUUUCCAAUUCACAGUUGGUGCAAGCGCCACCGGCGAAACCCGUUAAUAAGCCCUUUMCCGCUAAUCUCUUUGCCGAUGACGAAAAUGACGAUUUAGAUGAACUGUUUGGUAAAAAGUCAGCAAURCAACAACCAGUCAAGACUGUCACCAAUGAGCCAAGUAAAAAUGUGCUUGAAAAGGUGGCAACCACGCAGCCAAUCACAAAUGCAACGGCGCCGAAGAAGAAAUCACUCUUCGAUGACUUGGUAGACGAUGAUGACGAWGAUGAUUUAUUUGGUAAGCCUAGCAAUCACUCAAUCACUCCAAGUAAGGCCUCUCUCCGCGUGGAGAAUCGCACAGGCGACAGUCUAAAAAGCGCAACACUUUUUGGUGAUGAUUUCGAUGAUGAUGCCGAUGAUUUGUUUGCUGUGAAACCGGUCCAGAAAGUAAACCCGAGCACUGCAGUUAGUAAGGAUAAACCGCAGACUGUUUCCAACAAAGAUGAGACGACGCAAGUUUUAAGAGAACAAAAAGAAGACAAGUCUUCCAACCAACAAUUAACGGAUGCGACGCCAAUUGGUGCAGUGAAGAGUGUCAGCGCACAUAAAUCSUUAUUUGAAGAUGGAGAUUUGGAAAAUGCGAAUGAUCUCUUUAAUUUUGCGAAGAAAGAUACGCUUGCCGGUUUGGAGCAGGUCAAAGAAGAGAGCAAUGAUAUUUCACACAGAGCAAAGGCUGGCUCAAGCGCUAUUGGACCCACCCUAUUUGCUUCCAUUUCGGAAGAAGAGAGUGCAGAGUUGAAGCCGCCAGCAAUGAAUGGACUUCUUAGCGAGGCUGAAGAAAAUAUGAGUGAAAGCGCGARGAAGACACUUAUUACUGACGUCACAGCGGAGCAAAUUGACGCCAAGCCGGAAGAAAUUGUCGCCGAUGCUGAAGAGAUUGUCUAUAAUUUAAAGCCGAACUUUGCUGAGACCGAGAAUUUCACGGUGGACCCRACGAGAACCACUCAAAAGAGCACACAAAAGAAAGAAGAGCUUAAAGAAGCUGAAACAUUCGCAGAAACCUGGAAGCACGAUAAGAAUAACGCUGAAAARAAUCUGGAUCCGACAUCGGAGCACACGGUAGAGCAUUCUGUAGAACCCGUAACGUCACAACACCCAACGGAAACAACGCCACCAAUAGCARAGGUUGUUGAGCUCACUGCUGAAGACAGAGAGAACACAGCUGGCCAACAACAAAAAUAUGCCUCCAUCUUUCUCGAUGAACCACCCGAUGAUGAUGACUUCUUCACAACACUCAGCAAUAACACGAAACCGUUAUCUGUCUCGAAACUAACGCUCGACUUGGAAAGUGAUUUCUAUGAACCAGCCUUGCCACAAGUACCGAACUCCGCACGUACUACAACAACUGCAGCGACAACAAACACACAGGCAGGCGCCAGCGAUUAUGGUGGCCUACGUCUAUUUAGCGAAAUCCCACCCGACGACGACGACGACGACGACGAUSAUGAAGAUGGCAAUAAUUUUCAUUCUGCCAAAAACUCCAAACCGACCGCCRAUAACGGCGACGGCGUCAAUCAGCGUUUGCAUAGUGUUUUCUAUGACGACUUCUCCGAGACUUUGGAGGCCGUGCAGCAAAUUAAGGAGAAUAAAAUAGCGGCGMAUGCAUUGUUUGAUGAUGAACCGCCAUCGGAUGAAGAGCCAUUUGCUAUUCGAACAGUAGAGACACCGAAAAAUGUGGUGGAAACAACAGCCGSAAAAGCGGAUACAGAAAUAAGUGAAGUUGAACAAGAAAAGGCGUACAGUGGAGCUGAAACCACGAAAGAUGUCACUGAUCGUGCAGUGCCAAAGUUGGAAGACACUGCAGCGCCGGAUAAACCGCCCGCUGCCGCUGGCAAACUGCAAAUGCCAAACAUCAAGAUCAAUGUACAAGCACUGCUGCCCGGCGGUGGCGGCAGACCGAGUUUCAAAAAGUCUCCAACCACACCCACGGUCUCCACACAUACACCUCCGACAAGUGAAAUUUCCUUACCGCCUCCAGCUGCUAAGUUGAGCAAAGCGACCUCGAGCGCAAGCUUAAAAUCCACGGUAUCCACAGAAUCGGCUAAUGAGAGCCUGCUGCCRAGCGUUUGCAAAACUCGCGUGCGUGCGCCAGCCGGCAGGCGACCGUCCACGCGCAGGGCGCGUCAAGAAAACUAUCGUCAAUCGCUCAUCGCGGAGCAGUCGGACCACUUASUGGACUAUGCCGGUUCGGAAACUGCGUCCAGCAGCAGCCGGAUAACACGAAAGCCAACAAAUCAAAAUGAAAGUGAAAGCAGAACUGUACCAUCAACGUCAAGCAGCGUUAUCAAAGCACCAGCAAGCAUUGAAAUUCCUAAGCCAACAAACUUAUUCCUGCACGAAGACGCUGACGCGGAUGACUACGACACACUUUUUAAGUCAGCGCAGACAACCAGAACUCAAAGUGGCRAUAAUGUCCAGCAGRCGUUGCAUAUAAAGACAGCCAAUGACUUGAGUGAGCCCGGCCCGUCUCCACAAACGAAYCCAACGCAAGCSACAACAAAAAAUAAAGUGGAUUUCGUCGRGAGCGAUGGCGACGAUGACGACGAUCUGUUUAAGCGCGUGCGGAUCGCGCCCUCAAGCGCAGCGCUGAGGCCAGUGAACAACAGCAAAGCAGCAAUUAUAACARCAAUUACACAAAGCGUACCACCAACUACAACAACAACAACAAAAUCGCUUUUCGGCAACGCGCCAAGUGAAGACUCCGAUGAAGAUCUCUUCAAAAGCAGCAAAUCGCUACAAAGCACAGCCGCGGGAACAACCGCGAAGGCGCCAAGUCCGCUUACAACAACAGCAGCCGCAGCUUCAUCGGCAAGCGAUGCAACUGUUGAGCCGAAGCCCAAAACCGAGUAUAAAUUAGACUCCAUUUUCGGGAGCGACGAUGAGGACGACGAUUUUCUGUCGCAACUUAAGCCCAAAACGAAAGCAACAGCGAGCUUGUUAACAACCAGCGCGAGCAGUUCGGCGAAGCCGUCAACUUCGGCCAGCGCUGGCCUGUUUAGUGAUAUCGAAAGUGAUGAAGACGAUCUGUUUGGCGCCAAAAGCAAGACAAAACAUACCACGGAUAAGGCGAAAGGCGUUACAGCAACGUUGGCCUCCGCCAGCAACAAACAAAAGCCAGUUACAACAAAGCAACAGCCCCUCGACAAGCAAAAGAYUUUAGCGGAUAAUCCUUUAGCAGAUCUGUUAAAUCCAUAACAGGUCGCCUUGCUUGCUUCGGCGGCCUUCCAAUAGCAAAUUACCGCUGUAGUAGCGAAGAAAUAUCAACGAAAGUGCAUUAACCGUUAAACACAUUUAUUUUCCUUGCACCGCAUUGUGUGUUGUGCAUAAGUAUUUAGCGAACAAAAGUAAAAAACUUAUAUUGAAUUUUUAAUUAAUUUUUUUAUGAUUUCAAUUUAUUUUAUAUUAUA